Molecule: messenger RNA, 498 nt
Organism: Hyalella azteca
Lineage: Eukaryota; Metazoa; Arthropoda; Malacostraca; Amphipoda; Hyalellidae
Product: ctenidin-3-like
Exons: 1
Coding region: 1-498 (165 amino acids)
Source: RefSeq, a predicted model, not a curated record
AUGAGAAGGUAUGGUGCCGGUAUGGUGUGCGUGAUGAGAGGGCAUCAUGCGAGAUACGAGACGAUGAGAAAGUAUGGUGUCGGUAUGGUGUGCGUGGUGAGAGGGUAUCAUGCGAGAUACCAGAUCAUGAGAAGGUAUGGUGUCGGUAUGGUGCGUGUGGUGAGAGGGUAUCAUGCGAGAUACCAGAUCAUGAGAAGGUAUGGUGUCGGUAUGGUGCGUGUGGUGAGAGGNGGUUACGGUGGUGGAGGUGGAAAGAAAGGCGGUGGUGGCGGUGGUUACGGUGGUGGAGGUGGGAAGAAGGGCCGUGGUUUUGGCGGUGGUGGAAAGAAAGGCGGUGGUUUCGGUGGUGGAGGAAAGAAGGGUGGAGGUGGCCAGCGGUACAGAGUCAUAAGGCUGGUGCCCGUCAGCGGUGGAUAUGGCGGAGGUGGCGGUGGUGGUGGUUAUGGUGGUGGUGGUGGUGGUGGAGGCGGAUACGGUGGUGGUGGCGGAGGAUGGUGA